GGCUUGACCCGUAGUUGCUCACGAGCUAAACAUUUUUCUUCUUUAAAGUUGCAUAUAUUCAAAGACUGAAAAGAUUUGAGUGAAUUAUGAGCGCCGAAGAAAGUUUCACACCGAAACGAGAGCGUACCAAGUCUCGUAGUUCAUGCAAGGUAUGUGGUGAUAGAUCGUCAGGGAAACAUUACGGUGUCCUGACCUGCGAUGGUUGCCGAGGAUUUUUCAAAAGGAGCGUGAGAAGAAGUCUUAGCUACAGCUGUAAGAAUUUCGGCGACUGCGUGGUUGACGUGAGCAGACGUAACCAAUGUCAGGCAUGCCGUUUGAAGAAAUGUUAUGAAGUAGAGAUGAAUCCAGAUGCUGUGCAACACGAACGAGCGCCGCGGUCAUUCACCAAAGCUAAAAGCUCAAUCACAGCAGCCAAAAACAGAGAGAGGAGAAAGAGAUCCAUUUCGAAGGUUAAAUACGAAAAAGACCAGCUCAGUUCGGAACCUACUUCCCCAUAUUCGUCGCCAAUAUCUCCUGAUCAAUGGAACGAGCUUGAGAGUAGUGUUGACACGGUUUUUUCGAGUUUUGAUGCUCGCAUGAAAAAGGAUGACGACGAGUGUAAUUUUUCAUUUAAUGAAAAAACCAAUGGCGAUCACCAGCUAAUGCAUGGUAGUCCAAACAUUACCAAUCACAACACUGGCAAUGAACGAGACGACCAAGAGAAGACAAGGAAAAACAAUUCCAGUUUUCAAAUGUCUAACGGUAGCACCGAAGGCGAGAGUUCCGUUAAUUACGACGAAACCAAUACCAGCAAGAACAGCAACAUCAAUCAAAGCGACGUCGUUGAAACAAGCGUGAACGGUACCAAUGACUCGAGUAAAAGCGGAGAAGAUAUAAACAACAACAGCAGCGCAUCCCAAGCAACGACACAUACCGGUUUCGUUAGUGAACAAGCUGCACACGAUUUAUCGACUCAAGUUGUUUUGCCACCCAGUUCGUUCUCUCUCUACGACUCGUCCAUCCAGUUACUUUACAUGUCUGUGAGUUGGGCACGUAGCAUCCCAAUGUUCAUGGAUUUACCAUUUCGCGAUCAAGCAAUUUUGCUGGAAGAAGCAUGGAGCGAGCUGUUUCUUCUCAACGCCGUUCACUACUCCCUACCCGUUGAUAUGACAACAUUGUUUUCGGCCACAGAUCGAAAUGCAAGCCAGUCAGUAACCUCAAAAGUCGUCAAAGAAAUACGAACACUACAAAAUGUUGUGGCUCGAUUUCAUCAGUUGCAGAUGAACACAGUUGAAUACGCUUGUUUGAAAGCCAUAGUGCUAUUUAAGUCCGAUCUCCGUGGUUUACGAGCUCCUCGCGACAUCGAAAAGCUUCAAGACCAAGCCCAAGUCAUGCUUAAUGAUUACUGUCAAACACACCUCCCCUCCUCUGAUAAUGCUCGGUUUGGCAAACUGCUCCUUACAUUGCCAUUACUUCGCUCUGUUAACCCGAAGAUUAUCGAGCAGGUUUUCUUCUUUAGAGCUGGUGAAGUCAUUCAGAUAGAAAGAAUCCUUUGCGAUAUGUUCAAGGCUUGUUAAUUGAAUUGUACCCAAUCACGUAAUAAAUUAAUAUUAUUUUGAGCCCGCUGUUCAAUAUACUGUAUAUGUAUUACACAAUUGUAAAUGUACGAAUGUAACAAACAGUAAAUGCAUUAUGGAAAAGAAGAGAAAGAAAACAUUUCCAACACGAUUCAAAUUAAAAAACCUUCCACGAGAGGUGAAGUUUAGUUUCGUGAGUAUAAGCAUCUCAGCGGCUGGUUACGUACAUAGAUUUAUACGCACAAGAUUAUAUUAUAUUAAUUUAAUUAUUUUAUAUUAUACUAUAUUAAAAACAAAGCCUGAAGUAAAUAAUCUCUGGUCCACGUGUGCGAGCGUGCCAUGUGCGGAAUUUUCAGACCUAUGUUCAUACGACAGUCGUUUUGAUCUCCUUAUUUUUGACGUUAGUAUUUUAGCAGCUUUAGUACUAACAAGUGAAUUUUUCA
Messenger RNA from Dendronephthya gigantea, 1999 nucleotides. Its product is annotated as nuclear receptor subfamily 2 group E member 1-like. Lineage: Eukaryota; Metazoa; Cnidaria; Anthozoa; Malacalcyonacea; Nephtheidae. Bases 87 to 1556 code for a protein of 489 amino acids. The transcript is spliced from 4 exons. Gene Ontology annotation, molecular function: zinc ion binding; RNA polymerase II cis-regulatory region sequence-specific DNA binding; nuclear receptor activity. Gene Ontology annotation, biological process: cell differentiation; regulation of transcription by RNA polymerase II; anatomical structure development. The record is from RefSeq and is a predicted model, not a curated record.